Molecule: messenger RNA, 1727 nt
Organism: Anneissia japonica
Lineage: Eukaryota; Metazoa; Echinodermata; Crinoidea; Comatulida; Comatulidae
Product: epoxide hydrolase 4-like
Exons: 6
Coding region: 147-1184 (345 amino acids)
Molecular function (GO): hydrolase activity
Source: RefSeq, a predicted model, not a curated record
GCAACAGGUCAAGGUUGACUGCACCCAGCUGAUCGUCCUGAAUCAAAACAAUCUCGAAGAAAAGAUAACUUUUGUUGUUCUGCUAUUUUGAUUAGAUACUGUUUGUCGGAAGUAGUACAAGUAAGCCUACAGGCUAUAGUGAAAACAUGUUGUCUAUCAUACGAAGGUUUGGAUUUUUCUCAGGCAGAAUUCCUGGUUAUUAUUACUCAUUAUUGCUAGGCCUCGUUUAUGGCUACCUAGUUUUGUUUGGACUACUGUACUCGUUUAUUAGGAAAGGCCCUGGCUGGUUCUUUAAGCGGAAACGACGAGGAACUUGGCCAGGUUGUAUGGACAAUGAAGAACUUGGCAAGCACGGAUUUUUGAGGAUUAAUAAUUUGAAGCUACAUUAUGUUGCUGCUGGAGAUCGAAGCAAACCACUGAUGCUGUUCCUGCAUGGGUUCCCUGAAUGCUGGUACUCCUGGAGACACCAGAUGAAGGCAUUCAGUGUUAAUUACAGAUGUGUAGCUUUAGACAUGAGAGGUUUUGGAGAAUCAGACCGGCCAAGUGGAAAGGAGUCAUACAGGAUGGAAGUGCUUGUUGAUGAUGUUAAGGCAUCAAUAUCAGCGCUAGGGUACAGUUCCUGCACGCUGGUAGGUCAUGAUUGGGGAAGUGUCAUAGCCUACACUUGUUGCUCUUGGUAUCCAGAUAUUGUUGACAAAGUAAUCAUUAUUAAUGGGCCACAUCCAUCAAGAUACUUUGAAGUUUUAAAAACAAAUCCAACGCAGUUCCUGAAGGCUUGGUACAUUUUUUUCUUCCAAAUUCCUCUCCUGCCAGAGUUUGCUCUAUCAGUUGGUGACUUCCCAGUUUUCAAGAAUUUAUUCAAAAAUAUAGACUUAACAGAUGAACAAGUUGAAGUAUACAAAUACAGUAUGUCAAGACCUGGUGCAAUUUCAGCUCAAAUAAACUACUACCGAGGUUUGCUUACGUCAUCCUCGUCAUCGUGGUUGCACAAGGAUAUUGUUGUUAACACACCCACUCUCUUGAUAUGGGGUGUUAAUGAGGAAGCUAUGGUAAUGGAUGUUACAAAAGGAUUAAAGAAAUACUUAACAAAUGUUUCUAAACAGUAUGUCGAUGCUGGCCAUUGUGUCCAACAGGAAAAACCUAGCGAUGUAAACAGAUUAAUGAAGGAAUUUCUUGAAGAAUAAGAAAUUAUUCUUGCCAUUCCCAGAACUUUUACUAUUUUAUAUAUUUGGAUAAAAAACAUAAUGUUACUUAACUUUAAAAUUUGAAUGCGGCGCCCCUGCUAAACCGCUCAGCCAAUUAACUCCCCAUGCUCGCUUAUAGAGAUAACAUAAAGUUAAUUUGGGAACCAUAGAAAAGUGGUCUUUAAUUAGAUGUCCCAUAGUUUGUCUUACAUUAUAAUUUGAUCUUAUAUCAUAUUAUCCUAUUCAUUGGAUUUUUAUUUAUUUUAAUUUCUAUCCACACUAUCAGGUUUUAUGUGAUAAAUAUCUGUGAUAUGCUUAAUGUAAGGGGCGGACUUUUUCCCCUUUUUGAAGGUGAAAAAAGUGGUUGGGGUUGGGGGGAUGUAGAAGAAAGAAAGAAAAAAUCGAUCGCCUAAAACGCCUCAAAGGGCAUGCCCCCGGACCCCCUAGGGAAGUGUUACCUUGAUCGGCCCCCCUUUUGGACAUCAUCUGGAUCUGCCCCUGUAUAUGGGUAUGAUAUGACAUCAUCAGGUCCUCAGUGAAAAA